Dioszegia hungarica is the source of this 2187-nucleotide messenger RNA. RefSeq names its product transketolase. Gene Ontology annotation, biological process: pentose-phosphate shunt. Gene Ontology annotation, cellular component: cytosol. The coding region runs from base 1 to 2187 and encodes 728 amino acids. Lineage: Eukaryota; Fungi; Basidiomycota; Tremellomycetes; Tremellales; Bulleribasidiaceae. Gene Ontology annotation, molecular function: transketolase activity. The transcript has 5 exons. The record is from RefSeq and is a predicted model, not a curated record.
AUGUCCACUUCGAACGAAAACAACGUCUCCAAGAACCGGGAGGAAGCCCACGGUCAAAAGCACGUCUCCUCGCCUGAUGUUCCCGCCAAGAACUCAUCUGUCGAGACUGAACAGCUUGUCAUAAAUACUAUCCGAUGCCUCGCCGCCGACCUAUGCCAGCAGUUCAAGGGCGGUCACCCGGGGACGGUGAUGGGUGCUGCGGCCAUCGGUAUCGCGCUCUGGAAGUAUGAGAUGAGGUACAACCCGCUCAAUCCCAGCUGGUUCGGUCGAGACCGCUUUGUCCUCUCCGCUGGCCACGCCUGUCUCCUCCAGUAUAUCAUGCUCCACUUUUCCGGCUACGACGACUGGACACUCGACGCCGUCAAGAGCUACCACGCGCCCAAGCUCCACACCAUCGCCGCCGGCCAUCCCGAGAUCGAGUUCCCAGGCGUCGAGGUCACCACUGGCCCGCUUGGGCAGGGUAUCGCCAAUGCCGUCGGGAUGGCAAUGGCGGGAAAGCAGCUCGGCGCGCAGUACAACAAGGAGGGGUACCCGGUGGUGGAUGGCAAGAUUUGGUGCAUGACGGGUGAUGGGUGUAUUCAGGAGGGUGUGGGGCAAGAAGCGAUCUCACUUGCUGGCCAUCUCGGUCUCGACAACCUCAUCCUCGUCUACGACAACAACAACAUUACUGUUGACGGCACCAUCGACAAUUGCUUCACCGACGACACCUCGGCCAAGCUCCGCGCUCAGAAUUGGGAGGUGAUUGAUGUCUUUGAUGGGUCUAAUAACCUCACCGAUAUUGUCGCUGCAAUGGACAAGGCCAAGACAAUCAAGGGCAAGCCGACCUUGAUCAACAUCCGCACCGUCAUCGGUAUCGGCGCCAAGAAUCAAAACACCGGCUCGGUCCACGGUCAGGCGCUCGGCGACGAGGGCGUCACUCACCUCAAGUCCGCCCUCGGUUUCGACCCAGCUGAAAAGUUCGUCAUCCCGCCCAUCGUCUACGAGUACUGGGAAGAGACCAAGGGUCGAGGAGAGGCAUGGGAGGCGGAAUGGGAUGAGAUGAUGAGCAAGUACGCGGACGCCCAUCCCGAGGUACACGCCGAGCUCCAGCAGCGUCUCAGCGGCAAGCUCGCCUCAGGCUGGGAGUCUUCCCUACCCUCCAAGAGCGACCUCCCCACCGAUCCCAUCCCCACUCGCAAGAGCAGCGGUCUCGCCUUCAAGUCGGUCGUCCCCUCGGAUCCUACCUUUGUCGCUGGCUCAGCCGACCUGCUCGAAUCCACCUUUGUCAGCUGGGACGGGAUGACCGAGUUCCAAAAGCCAUCCUCUGGUCUCGGCGACUAUAGCGGCCGCCAAAUCCGCUUUGGGAUUCGGGAGCACGCCAUGGUAGCCAUCGGAAACGGUCUCGCCGCGUACCACCGGGGCAUGUUCCUACCCAUCAUGUCGACCUUCUUCAUGUUUUGGCUCUACGCCGCGCCAGCAGCGCGGAUGACGGCGUUGAUGGGGUUGCGGUGGAUUGGGAUCGCGACGCAUGACGCGAUCGGCAUAGGAGAGGACGGACCCACCCACCAGCCUAUCGCCCUCGCGCACUUUUACCGCGCCCUCCCCGGACUCAACUUUAUCCGUCCCGCCGACGCCGAGGAGGUCAUGGGCGCAUGGAUCCUCGCUCUCAAGGACGAGCACCACCCUUCCCUCUUUACUCUCUCCCGCCAGCCUGUCCCCCUCCUCCCCGGCUCGGACCGCAACAAGGUCGCCCUCGGCGCGUACGCGGUGCACGGACCGGAAGACCCCGAGCUCUGCCUUAUCGCUACAGGCGCAGAAGUCACGCGCGCCAUCGAGACGGCCAAGCUCCUCUCGCCGCUCCGUGUCCGGGUCGUCUCCAUGCCGUCCAUGGCGCACUUUGACCGCCAGCCCACGUCGUACCGCCGCUCCGUUCUCCCAUCGUCCGCCCUCGUCGUUGCCAUCGAGGCGUGGGCAUCGUUUGGCUGGGCGCGGUACGCUCACGCGGGAUGCCACAUGCACACAUUCGGCAUGUCGGCCCCCCAGGAGACGCUGUACGACUUUUUUGGGUUCACGCCAAGGAACCUGGCGGAGAAGAUCGGGAAGUGGGCGGAGAGGUGCAAGGGGGACAAGCCAGGGGUGGGGGACUUUGAGGAGUUGCUGUUGGGUCAGGUCCCGGAUCAUCACUCGCCAAUGCCCUAUUCGGUCUAG